Tachysurus fulvidraco (yellow catfish) is the source of this 2708-nucleotide messenger RNA. RefSeq names its product DCN1, defective in cullin neddylation 1, domain containing 4 (S. cerevisiae) (gene dcun1d4). The record is from RefSeq and is a predicted model, not a curated record. Bases 1203 to 1709 code for a protein of 168 amino acids. NCBI's taxonomy places the organism in Eukaryota, Metazoa, Chordata, Actinopteri, Siluriformes, Bagridae. The transcript has 10 exons. Gene Ontology annotation, cellular component: ubiquitin ligase complex. Gene Ontology annotation, biological process: positive regulation of ubiquitin-protein transferase activity; protein neddylation. Gene Ontology annotation, molecular function: ubiquitin conjugating enzyme binding; cullin family protein binding; ubiquitin-like protein binding.
UGGCCAGCAUCCACAAGAUCUACCACACACUGCACAAGCUGAACCUGACUGAGGACGUUGGGCCAGACACUCAAUCCACAGCCUGCUGCUCCAAAGCCAUGCCCCCGAGGAAAAAGAGGAGGCCCACUGCAGGAGAUGACCUGUCUGCAAAGAAGAGUCGCCAGGACAAGUACACCGUCACAACUCCAUCCCUUUCUAAUCAUCUUCUCAUCUGUUUAUUCACUGAAUCAUCAAUUUCACCGCGUGUCCUCUGACUUAGCCAUUAUUCAACCCAUCUGUCUGUUGUACCUAUCUAUCAAUCUGCCAAUUAGCACUUUACACUCUUGCAUAGCAGAGUCAUAAAACUUUAUUUGUCAGCUAAUUAUUCUGCAAGAUCCAAUUUGUAAUGAGCUUUUACAUUAGGUGAACUCACUUUACAGGCAUUUUUAUUCUCUUAGUUAUGUUAGUUUAUUUUUUUAAAGACGUGCGUCAGUGAUAAGUGUUUUUUUUUUUUCUUUCUUUUUAAUCAUUUGGUCUUUGUAGUCCAAAUCUUUGUGGAUUCUGGGAGCAUUGGGUGGUAGGUGGGAACACGCCGGGUGUAUCACAGGACACCAAGCACACACAUUCAUAGGCUUUUUUUUUUUUAAGCCUAAGGGUAACAAUAGGGCCACCAGUCCACCACCAUUUUAAUUUGGAGGAAACCCUAAACCCCAGAGAAAACCCACACUGUCACGGAGAGGACGUGUUAGAACAAGUGUGUCCUGCACUGUCUAGUUUGUCUUGUCCUGCACUGUUUGCACCAGGUUGCACAGUUGCACUUUAUGUGGCUAAGACUACUUACAUGUCCUUAGCCCUGUCUUUGUGUUAUGUAGCACCCUGAUCCUGGAGAAACGUCGUCUCAUUUCACUGUGUACUGUAACAGCUACAGUAUAUAUGGGUGAAAUGACAAUAAAAGCUUCUUGACUUGACUUGACUUGAAGAACACAGACAAACCGACUCUCCUUACUGAACGUUGCUGACUGAGCUCCUGUCUGAACAGUGGACCCUGGAGCUUCACCUCUGACUGCGCCGCCACUGCGUAGUUUGAUCGGAAGUAAAAUAUCCUUGUCUACAGGAGACAGGAGUCUUCGCAUAUCCAGGAAGCCGAAGCGUUUUCCAGUAAGAGAUGUCUGGAGUGGUUUUAUGAGUAUGCAGGUUGUGAUGAUGUGGUUGGACCAGAAGGCAUGGAGAAGUUCUGUGAAGAUAUUGGAGUGGAACCAGAGAAUGUGGUGAUGCUAGUAUUGGCUUGGAAACUGAAUGCUCAGAGUAUGGGCUACUUCACCCUGCAGGAGUGGCUUAAAGGAAUGGGUUCACUGCAAUGUGAUUCAACUGAAAAACUCAGGAACUCUCUAGACUACCUGAGGUCCAUCCUCAACGAUGCCACGAGUUUUAAACUCAUUUACAGAUACGCCUUUGACUUUGCCCGGGAGAAGGACCAGAGGAGUUUAGAUUUAAACACUGCCAAGUGCAUGCUGGGACUUCUACUGGGGAAAACCUGGCCACUAUUUCCUGUCUUUAACCAGUUUCUAGAGCAAUCCAAGUAUAAAGUAGUAAAUAAAGACCAGUGGUGUAAUGUUCUAGAGUUCAGUAGGACCAUUAACUUGGAUCUUAGCAACUACGAUGAGGACGGGGCUUGGCCAGUUUUGUUGGAUGAGUUUGUGGAGUGGUACAAAGACCGGGAGAUGUCAUAGCAACAACCGUCAUUGCCUCUACCAUCAUCAACAUCUAGAAACUAACUGGCGACAGGCACCGUGGCAUCAGUGACAGAAAUUACUUAGAAAUGGUCCUUAAAAACAAAACAUAAUCGGACCAGACGGGGCAAACUGUAGGUAUCCUGCCAAUGAAUUGUGUUUGUUUGUGUGAGUGUAUGUGUGUGUGUGUGUGAGAGAGAGAGAGAGAGAGAGAGAGAGAGAGAAAGAGAGAGAGAAGUAUUGAAAAAGUGUCAGCGUUUCUCAGUGUAACUUUCACAUGUUGCCCUUCUCAUAAGGGUUACGUGUGAGCGUCAUCACUGAUGAUAAAUACGUGAAACAGCACCUCUGCCCUAAAUUCUCACCUGAUGUCCCGACCAACCUGCAAUGCACCACGGGAAAGCACAUGGCCAAGCUCAGUGCUGCUCCCUGCUACCCUAAAGUACUGUGACGUGUCUAACUGUGAAUGUUUGAAUAGGUGUUUAAAGAUGGGUGAUCCGUGAUAUUCAACAUGGUAGGAUUUAACUCCUAAAUCCCUAAAUAGUUCCCUUCUUAUGCUAGGUGAUAAUACAUCACGGGGUCAUGUCAAAUACAAAAAGCUAAAAGAAGAGGUGAAGUAGCUUUGCUGCUGAUUAUGAUCUGCCUCACCAAACAUCAGAUCCUCACCUGUUACAUUACAUUCAAUCGUAACAAGUCAAACUUUUAAACAAAAAGGUUUUGCAAGAGAAAUAUCAAUAAGACAUCCUUUCUGUAAACAACUCGAUUGAAUGCAGAGAACAGGCUGUGUUUUAUUAACUGUGGAAAAAAAAACAAAAGUGCUAAAUCGGCACCCUCUUUACAGAAUAUUUUCUGACGCUCUCUUUGCUGUUUCAUUGUCCAGAUGAUCUUAAUCUGAUAAAUUACGCAAGGUAAUUAUACCUAUUUAUCAUAUAACAACAUAACAUGUAAUAAUUCCCUGCCAUCGAGCUGUUUCUUUUUCUCAUUAAAGGUUCUUUUGACGUC